Messenger RNA from Plutella xylostella (diamondback moth), 1158 nucleotides. RefSeq lists its product as uncharacterized. NCBI's taxonomy places the organism in Eukaryota, Metazoa, Arthropoda, Insecta, Lepidoptera, Plutellidae. The record is from RefSeq and is a predicted model, not a curated record.
AAAAAAAUAAACAUGGCGCAGAUUUUAGAAAUUUAAUUUAUUUUGUAUUGUUUUAGUGAUAAUUUUCAUGAAUUUACACAACAUUCGUAAACGCUAAGUAAAAUUUCAUUUAUUUAUUUACAAGAAUAACUACUUAAAAAUAUUUCUUCCGUAUGAUGAUUGAGGCAUAUCCAUGAAAGAUGUUUAAGCAGCAAAUAUCGCCGCGUAGCGUGCACCCGUACCAGACGACGGUGGUGCCGCGGAGCGAGCAACAGUUGGUGUCGGCGGCGCAGCAGCGGGCGAAGUUCCCGUGGGCCGAGGACAUCAACCCCUCCGUGUACCAGCCCGGCGGCACCGACAGCUCCAACUCCGACAAUCUCUACCAGCUUCCUCAAUACUACAAUGGGACCAUGCGAGAAUAUGGACCACCAUCACCAGAGUACCAGGCACCAUAUGCGUCCGGGAACACAUGGCAUCAUAGUUUUAGGAAGACAAAUAGACCACAUACCAGAGUAUCAGAAGGAUUGACAUUCCCGCACUGUGCCUCUGCAUUUUCACUUCCAUUGUGUGAUGUGGACCAGAGGACACAGAUACCGAGCCGUGCCCUGAGCUCUCCGGUUCCAUCAAUGAGCCCUGAGGUGGCCAUAUAUGGAGCUUGCGGAGGACACUGUCCGGGAUUUGAAUAUGUGUGCUAUUAUAUUUUACAGGUGUUAUUUGUGGUGGGUGUGUUAACCGGGAUCUCUCUGUGUAUAGCGGGUAUUGUUCUGAGGAGAACCAACAGAAAUGGUGACCUUGGAGUUUUAGUUUAUAUUGGGUGCCUGGCGGCGUGCGUGUGCGCCGUGCUGCUGGGCGUGCAGGGCCGCGUGCGCCGCGAGAUCCGCCAGCGCAAGCUGCGCGCCAACACGCACAUAGCCAUGCAGCCCAUUGCGGAAGCGCCAGCCCCAGCUUGCCAGUUGCUGACAUCAACCAUGCCGAUGUCGGCGACACUACCUCGCGGCCAAAUAUACAGGCCAACAACCACGGUGUACCAAGAGGAAGACGUGACCGGCGUCCCCUGGUGGCGCCGUGAGCCCCAAGACUGACUAGAUAUAAGCGUAAACUAUACCAUUAUUAUAUUAACUUUGAUGUUUUAUGUAUAACUAUACAGUUCAUUUUGAAUAUAUUUUUUGUACGAAAUUA